AUGGCAUUAUCAACAGUAACUUCACCAACACAAAAAGGAAUAGUAAUUUCAAUUCAAACGUUAGUCCUUUCAGUUGCAGUAGCAGCAAUAACGUUAUUCUUUCUCUUAUCUUCUCUCUCUACAUGUUCAUGUCCCUCUUCUUUGCAAAGCUUCAAUGAUAAUAAAAACGUUGGAGGUCGGCCUGGCGAGGUUGACAAAAAAGAGAGAAUAUCUGUAACGAAAGAGGAUAUCGAAUGGAUUAAAGAUCAGAUCCAAGCUAAUGGUUUACAUAUGCAAGAUAAUGUUCUUCGUAAAGGGAUUAAUCCUCGUACUAGAGCUCAACAAUUACAAGAUCUCAUUCAGUUCAAGGGCAUAUCUCAUUAUGAAGGGCCAGAGUCAGGCAAUCACACUGCUCUCCCAUGUCCUGGUGAGCUACUUGUAGAAGAGCAUCAUAGCAACUAUGGGGAGCCCUGGGCUGGUGGGCGGGACGUGUUUGAGUUCCUUGCAGAGUCCAGCCACCUGUCACCCAACUCACGUGUGCUUGAGAUUGGGUGUGGAACACUACGUGUUGGCUUGCAUUUUAUUCGUUAUCUCAGCCCUGAGCACUUCCAUUGUCUUGAAAGAGAUGAGCUCUCUCUGAUGGCUGCAUUCAGAUACGAGCUUCCUUCUCAGGGUCUUUUACACAAGCGUCCUCUGAUUGUGCGAGGUGAAGACAUGGAUUUCUCCAAGUUUGGUUCUGGAGUUGUGUAUGAUUUGAUAUAUGCUAGUGCUGUCUUUCUUCAUAUGCCUGAUAAGCUUGUCUGGGUUGGACUAGAAAGAUUAGCGAGCAAGCUGAAACCUUAUGAUGGCCGCAUCUUCGUGUCACAUAACAUUAAGUUCUGUUCAAGACUGGGAGGUGAGGAAUGUACUAAGAGGUUGACCAGUGUGGGACUUGAGUAUCUUGGAAAGCAUACACAUGAUAGCUUGCUGUUUAAUCACUAUGAAAUUUGGUUUGGAUUUAGGCGGUCUAAAGCUUAG
Molecule: messenger RNA, 996 nt
Organism: Dovyalis caffra
Lineage: Eukaryota; Viridiplantae; Streptophyta; Magnoliopsida; Malpighiales; Salicaceae
Source: the annotation of a GenBank genome assembly